AUUACCAUGUGUGAAAGCGAAUACGGCUCCUCAACUGGGCCAAACACAAAUUUAGAGCCCUUACUCUCUGUAUCAUCUUAUGUAUGACCCUUACGCCAGCACGGGUCCCUCUCUCUUUCUAUUCCUCGACCGGACAGUGAGCAGACAUGUCUCAUCGCAAAUUUCACGCACCCCGCCAUGGACACAUGGGGUUCCUGCCUCACAAGCGUAGCAGCAAGCACAGGGGCAGGGUGCGCACGUGGCCCAAAGAUGACCCCAGCCUGCCCGUCCACCUCACUGCCUUCAUGGGAUACAAGGCCGGCAUGACUCAUACUCUGAGGGAGAUGCACCGCACCGGCCUCAAGCAAGCAAAGCGAGAAGAAGUCGAGGCGGUUACCAUCAUUGAAACUCCUCCGAUCAUUGUGAUCGGGGUGGUGGGAUACAUUAACACCGUCCGCGGCCUGCGUUCCCUCAAAACCAUCUUCGCUGAGCAUCUCAGUGACGAGUGCAGGCGCAGAUUUUAUAAAAACUGGUUCAAGGGCAAGAAGAAGGCCUUCACCAAGUACAGUAAGAAGUGGCAGGAUGAGACGGGAAAGAAACAGCUGGACAAGGAUUUCUCUCAGAUGAAGAAAUAUUGUUCAGCAAUCAGGGUUCUUGUUCACUCUCAGAUGCGACUGCUGCCCAUAGCGCAGAAAAAGGCCCACAUCAUGGAGAUACAGCUCAACGGGGGAAGCAUCUCGGACAAGGUGGACUGGGCUAAGGAGCACAUGGAGCAAGCUGUGCCCAUCUCUACCGUUUUCUACCAGGACGAGAUGAUCGACGUCAUUGGAGUCACUAAGGGUCACGGCUUUAAAGGUGUGACGAGUCGCUGGCGCACAAAGAAGCUUCCCAGGAAGACUCACAAAGGUCUGAGGAAGGUGGCCUGUAUUGGAGCCUGGCAUCCGGCCCGCGUGUCGUACACUAUAGCUCGGGCCGGUCAGAAGGGCUUCCACCACCGCACCGAGCUCAACAAGAAGAUCUACCUUAUCGGUAAGGGUGUGCACAUCCGGGAUGGAAAGGUGAUCCGGAACAACGCCUCCACAAGCUACGACACCACCCAGAAGAGCAUCACGCCCAUGGGAGGCUUCCCCCACUAUGGUGACGUGAACAAUGACUUUAUCAUGCUGAAGGGCUGCGUGAUCGGGCCUAGGAAACGUGUCCUCACCCUCAGAAAGUCUUUGCUCGUGCACACAUCUCGCAAGUCCAAGGAGACCAUCGAGCUCAAGUUCAUCGACACCACUUCCAAAUUUGGUCACGGCCGCUUCCAGACUGCCCAGGAGAAGAGGGCAUUUAUGGGGCCGGUGAAGAAGGACGCCCUGAAAACACUGCCCGAGCCUCUGAUUGAGGAGGCCUGAAUCAAUCAUCAUAUCUCAAUUCUUAUACAGUAAUAAAACUACGUUUCAAAUACA
This is a messenger RNA of Sebastes umbrosus (honeycomb rockfish), 1427 nucleotides long. RefSeq names its product 60S ribosomal protein L3-like. Gene Ontology annotation, cellular component: cytosolic large ribosomal subunit; ribosome. The record is from RefSeq and is a predicted model, not a curated record. Gene Ontology annotation, molecular function: structural constituent of ribosome; RNA binding. Lineage: Eukaryota; Metazoa; Chordata; Actinopteri; Perciformes; Sebastidae. The coding region runs from base 147 to 1373 and encodes 408 amino acids. Gene Ontology annotation, biological process: translation; ribosomal large subunit assembly. The transcript has 10 exons.